Lynx canadensis (Canada lynx) is the source of this 4567-nucleotide messenger RNA. It is a transcript of the gene ZNF790, whose product is annotated as zinc finger protein 790. NCBI's taxonomy places the organism in Eukaryota, Metazoa, Chordata, Mammalia, Carnivora, Felidae. The coding region runs from base 424 to 2085 and encodes 553 amino acids. The record is from RefSeq and is a predicted model, not a curated record. Gene Ontology annotation, cellular component: nucleus. The transcript is spliced from 7 exons. Gene Ontology annotation, biological process: negative regulation of transcription by RNA polymerase II. Gene Ontology annotation, molecular function: RNA polymerase II cis-regulatory region sequence-specific DNA binding; DNA-binding transcription repressor activity, RNA polymerase II-specific.
UGUCCAGGUUUCCAGACUGGAGCAUCCGUUUGUGGGGAAGCAGCGUGGAGGCCUGGGUUGAGUCUUGCAUUCUAAACGCGGCCUGGAUGGAACUAAUAGUAGCUCCUGGCCACGGAUGUGAACAACUGUGAAGGCGAUGGUUUUUGCCCAGGGAAAGGAUGUGGGCCCGGGGCCAAGGCCUGUGAAUUGAGAUCGUGAGAUCUCUGAAAGGCUGUCCAUGCUCUGACUGCAUUUUCCAAUGUCCAUCAUAGCCGAAGCAGCUUCCUGUCCGCACACUGGCCCUUUCAGGACCGUAGGAAGGCUUGCGCCCGAGUCCCUGCGGAACAUUUUUGAAGGGACCGCAGGGUCAGCUCUGCUUUCUCAAGACUGUGCUUCACCAGGAGAGGAAUCUAGAAGACUGAUUGAGUCUUAGAAUUUUAAGUCAUGGCCCAUUUGAUGAUGUUCAGGGAUAUAGCUGUAGACUUCUCUCAAGAGGAGUGGGAGUGCCUGGACUUGGAACAGAGACAUUUGUACAGAGAUGUGAUGUUGGAGAACUACAGCAACAUGAUCUCACUGGGACUUUGCAUUUAUCAGCCAGAUGUAUUCUCUUUACUGGAGAAGGGAAAAGAGCCCUGGAUAUUUUUACAGGAUGAGACAAGAGGACAUUGCCCAGACAUGCCAUUCAGAUGUCAAACCAAGGAGUUAUCACAAAAAAGUGUUACUUUUGAGAGAGAAUUAUCUCAAUUGGAAAUCUGUAAAAAACACAACCUUGAAUAUUCAUGUUUUAGGGCUGAUUGGGAAAGCAAAGGUCAGUUUGAAACACAACAGGAAAAUCAGGAAGAAUGUUUAAAGCAGGUUAUACUCACCGAUGAAAAAAUGUCCACUUUUAACCAUCACACAGCUCACAGACUUGAUACAGGAAAGAAACUGAAUGAAUUUAAAGAGUGUGCGAAAGCCUUUUGUUCUGGCUCGGACUGUGAUCAACAUCAAUUAAUUCACACUGGUGAGAGAUUUUGUGAAGAUAAAGAAUAUGAGAAGACCUUUCUUUCUGAUUCAGAACUUACUCAAUAUCAGACAGUACACUCUGCCAAGAAAACAUAUGAAUGUAAAGAAUGUGGGAAGGCUUUUAGUUUGCGUUCAAGUCUUACUGGUCACAGGAGGAUUCAUACUGGUGAAAAACCUUUUAAAUGUAAGGAAUGUGGGAAGUCCUUUAGAUUCCAUUCACAACUUAGUGUUCAUAAGCGUAUUCAUACUGGUGAGAAAUCUUAUGAAUGUAAACAAUGUGGGAAAGCCUUUAGUUGUGGCUCAGAUCUUACACGACAUCAGAGAAUUCAUACCGGUGAAAAACCUUAUGAAUGUAAUGAAUGUAGAAAGGCCUUUAGUCAGCGAUCACAUCUUACUAAACAUCGGAGAAUUCACACUGGUGAAAAACCUUAUGAAUGUAAGCAGUGUGGAAAAGCGUUUACUCGUGGUUCACACCUAACUCAACAUCAGAGAACUCAUACUAGUGAGAAAUCUCAUGAAUGUAAGGAAUGUGGAAAAGCCUUUAUUCGUGGUUCAAAUCUUGCUCAACAUCAGAAUGUUCAUGUUGGUAGGAAACCCUAUGAAUGUGAGAAAUGUGGAAAAGCCUAUAUCUGGAGUUCGCACCUUGCUAGACAUCAACGAAUUCAUAAUGGUAGGAAACCUUAUGAAUGUAAGCAAUGUGGGAAGACAUUUAUCUGGGCCUCCUAUCUUGCUCAACAUGAGAAAAUUCAUAAUGAGAGGAAACUCUAUGAAUGUAAGGAAUGUAGAAAGACCUUUCGUCAUGGCUCAGAGUUUAAUCGGCAUCAAAAAAUUCAUACUGGUGAAAGAAACUAUGAAUGUAAGCAAUGUGGAAAGACCUUUUUUCGUGGUUCAGAACUUAAUCGACAUCAGAAAAUCCACACUGGAAAGAGACCAUAUGAAUGUGAAGAAUGUGGAAAAGCCUUUCUCUGGGGUUCACAACUUACUCGACAUCAGAGAAUACAUACUGACUUCUGUGUUGAGUUUAGUAUCAGUGUGCAUAUCUGGUGCUCUUGUCUCCUUCAUUGUGAAUUCCUGGAUCUCCUUGAAUGCCUGAGGGAGUGAUCUUCAGAGUAUCUUAAAUGAAAAAGAGGUAAGUGCAGAAUAUGUUUAUUAUACUAAUAUUUGUGAAAGAAGAGGGGGAUACUAUAUAUACCUGUACUUUAAAAAAGAAAUCUCGGGGCGCCUGGGUGGCUCAGUAGAUUAAGUGUCUGACUUCAGCUCAGGUCAUGAUCUCAUGGUUCAUGAGUUUGAGCCCCACAUCAGACUCUGUGCUGACAGCUCAGAGCCUGGAGCCUGCUUCAGAUUCUGUGUCUCCCUCUCUCUUUACCCCUCCCCUGUUCACACUCUGUCUCUGUCUCUCAAAAAUAAAUAAACAUUGAGAAAAAAAAAAAAAAAAGGAAUCUCAAGAUGAAACAACAGGGGAGGGCAAGGGUGAAAGGUUUAUCUUUGGUUAUACCUUGUUUUUUGUUUUGACUUUGGAUCCAUGUAGAUAUUUUACAUAUCAGCUUUUAUUUUAAAAAUUAAGUCAAAAAGGAAAAUAAACCUGUAUCAAAACCAGUGGAUUUGAUUCUACAUCAUGUUCUGGUAUAACAACAUAAAGAAUAAUAAUUUCAAACGGUGUUAAAAUAUUUUGACUUACCAUUAGGAGAAUAUCUCAAAGAUAAUUCUGUAUCUCAAGCACAAAGAGAAAUAUAAAGAAAUCUAAACUGCCUUUAUUAGUCUUUUGUUAGUGGUAAUAUUGGUAUUAUUUUUCUACCUAAGGGGUUUAUUUAUUUUUUUAAGUAGGCUCCAUGCCCUAUGUGGGGCUUGAACUUAUGAUCCUGAGAUUGAGAGUUGCAUGCUCUACCAACUUAGUCAGCCAGGCACCCUUACUAAGGGGUUUAAAAACAUUAGUGACCUAGAAGCUAUGAGUUGCCCAUGUAUCCAGACUGUAGUUUUCAAAUUCCAUUUUCUAUAAAAAGAAAAAGUUCUCCUUAGAGAAAUGGCAUAAGACAGGUCAACAGUAGAAAAUGUAUAUAUAAUUAUCAUAAAAUGUCUUAUUGUACCUAAAAGCAAUAAAGCUAUCAAAGACUACAGGAUCAUUAACCUAAAGGAACUGACCAAAGAUAGGAUCAGUUAAACAUCAGAAACUAUUGCAAUGGGUUGAAACUGUGUAGGUAAAACUGCCUAAAUUCAAAAUGAAAAAAAAAGGGGGGGGGGGGUUUAUGGAGUUUGCCAGAGUACUAGCAUAUUCUGAAAUUUUGGUAAGGAACAGAACAGAAUUUUGGUAAGGAACCAAAUUUCCUUUGGUAAGGAACAGAACCAAGUAUUUAUCAUGAUUUUUCUGUACAAGCUGUAAUCAAAUAGUUGGCAAGAGGAGGUUCAGAAAUGACAGACUUAGAAAGUUACAUUUGGCAUCAUUUAAUAAAAUAAUGGAAUUGGCAACAAUUCAUAAUAAUAAAUGGGUUAUUGGGAAUUUCAGAAGAUAACAAUAAGGUUGACAACACUUCAGUUGGCCAAUCUUAACACUAAAUUGGAACAACAUGGUAUUAAUGUGCCUCGUGUGAUGCCAUAGGAAGUAGGAAGUACUACCUAAGUUAUAUUUCCCAACACUGAAUCUUAAUCUAAUUUAACCUCCAGAUCUAAUUACCAAUUUAUAGGAAAUAAAAUCAAUUUAAAAACUUGUGAGUAGUAUAUGAAGGUCACGAAUUGGCCAAAUCAGAAUGUGGAAAAUUCUAUGGGACAAAUUGCCAAGUUUCUUCAGUAAAUGAGUGGCAUGGUAAGGAGGGAGAAAAAUGAACUGCCUUAGUUCAAAAGAGACUUAAAGGUAACUUAUCAACCAGAUUCAGAGUGUGGAACAUUCUUGAGUCCAGACUUGGAACAAAUAACUGAACAGAUAUUUUGAGGAAAUCAUGAAAAAUUGAACAUGGAUUGGGUAUUAGAUACUAAUUAAUUUUUUUUAAUUUGGUUGGAUGUGGUAAAGAGACUGCAUAUGUCCUGGUGCACAUGCCUGGGGCGGGAGGGGGAGGGGAGCCAACCCCGGGCUUGGUAGCAUUCUCAGGGGUGCACUUUGAGAAAGCCCCCUCCCUUGAGCACUGUGGGAAGGUUUAUUGCCCCCUGCAAAGACAAAAGACCCUGAAGGAGCCCUUUGUCAACUGAGCAGAGUGCUAUUUCAGAACUGGGUGUCCACAUGGAGCAGGAUCCUUUAAGACAUUGGGUUUUGGAUCCCAGUCGAGCACUGGGGAGUCAGGGGAGACUGUAGAGCAGGGCAAAUCGGUCACUGAAGUCUGUGCUGCUCUGUCAGGGCAGCAUAAACAGUGUGGUUUGGGACACCUGGUAGGAGGAGGAGAGGUUGGGGGGGUCGCCAUUUUCCUCCCCAUCACUAACACAGUGGGGCUUCAGGGAGCAGCACAGCCACCUCCAGUGGAGGUGGGACCCACUUACACCAAACGUUGCCCUUCAGAGGCCAGGAACUGCUUAUUUACCAGGGUGAGAUUGACACUCACUGAACUAGUUGGUCCCUCCUCCAGACCAGCACAACCACUGUUUCCAAGGCACCAACAGA